AUGAGUUUUCUCUUCAGCUCGAUUAAGAAUCUCACCGUCGGUGGAGCUGCGGCACCGAACGCGUCUGCCGCCACCGCCGCCACCACCCCGACCGCGGCCACCGUCAGCCCCAUCGUGAGCUGCUACCAAGAGUCGGAAGAAAUGCGUUUCAAUGCGUUAUCACCACCUCCACCUCCACCACCACCACCCUCGGCCUCCAGCUCCGACUACAAUCUCAGCAAAAAGAUGGGCGUGCCGGACACGCAGUCAGACUUCAACCAGUGGCUACACGCGAUGAAGAUGGUGGCCCGCCUGCCCGGCGGAAUGCCAUCCGAGUUCCGACGUAAGCUAUGGUUAGCCCUUGCCGAUCGUUACCUGAAGACACGAUCGCUCAACUGGGAGGAAGAGUCAACGAAAUGUCUAAGCGAACAGUCGGACGAGGAUGACGAGGAGUUGGGCAUCCAGAUCGUGAAGGAUCUACACCGGACGGGUUCGAGUCUGUGCUCCGGUCCGUCCGGGACGAUAAACCAGGGAAAACUGAAGCGGGUUCUGCUCGGUUACUCACGCUUCAACCCGGAGGUCGGCUACUGCCAGGGUUUCAACAUGCUGGGCGCCCUGAUCCUGCAGGUGAUGGACAAGAACGAGUCGGACUCGAUCAAGGUGAUGAUCCUGCUGAUCGAGGGGCUGCUGCCGGCGGGCUACUUCUGCGGAUCGCUCGGUGGCCUCCAGGCUGAUAUGGCCGUGUUCCGCGAUCUGCUCGGUACGCGCCUACCGAAGUUGGCUCGCCACCUGCAGAAACUACAGGGACCGGAGGGGGCGUUCGAACCACCGCUCACCAAUGUGUUCACCAUGCAGUGGUUCCUGACGCUGUUCUGCACCUGCCUGCCUAUACCGCUGGUACUGCGCGUUUGGGAUCUGAUACUGAUCGAAGGCAGUGAUGUGCUACUCCGGACCGCGCUAGCUAUCUGGGGAAUCUUAGAGAGCAAAAUCCUAGCCACGAAAACGGCGGAUGACUUCUACUGCCGGAUGGGGGCGCUCUCGUCGGAGCUGGUCAAUGGGAGUCUGGUGGACUCGAACGGGCUAAUACAACGGGUAGUAGACAUUGGACCAAUAGCAGACCUCGAAAAGCUGCGCGAAAAGCACCUAAACAGUAUUACUCAACUGAAGGAUUCUUCCAAUCUCAAGAUUUUCUACUCCGACGACGAAGGCGAAUCGGAUGAAGACUCUCGGCUGGCAGUGACGGCCACGGCCUGGGGAUUACGAUCCGGUAGGCGCGCAUCGCUCGGCAUACCACCGAACUUUGCACGUGCCGAAGGCAAGGAGAAGAUAAACCUGGACAUCUCCCUUCUGAAAAAGCAGUACGAUAAGCUGCGAGAACGGCAACGACAGGCACACAUCAUCCUAACCGCGGCCGUCGCCCGUCAACCGACCAAUCCUGCCCCGAACAGUGGCACGCUGCAGGUGAACCAGCUGCUCGUUGGCAAAAAUGCCCUACUCAGUGCGAAGGGUAAACGGUUGGGGCCACCACAGGGAGCGGUACCCCCGGUCCGGUCGUCAAAGUCAUCGAAACAGUCGAGCAAACAGGGAUCCCAGAGUGGACCAAAGUCUCCGAAGCCGGUGGAAACGCUACACUGGAAGGACAUGGACGAGACGAAGGCUCGCCGGAACAGUCUCAAGUGGAAAGAUCUGCCAAAAGAGUCGCCAUCGAAGAAGAGCACGCGUGACAUCGAUGCGCCGAAGAGUACCGAUUCACCAAAGUUGAAAAAGUCUUCAAGCGCGUCCUCCGCCAUCAGUAACCUCUCGGAGACGGGCAGCAGUGGAGGUGACGGAGGAUCGUCUGGCGCAAGGGCAGGUGCCCUGAAGCGCCGCAGUGAGUCGUCGUCCUACAGCGAAGAGUCGGACGCGGAGUCUAGCACCAGUACGUCACUGUGCGAUGACGACAAUCAACCUUUGAGUGCAUCCUCGCUGGAGGCAUCACCGAUGAAACGGCGACUAACGCCCGAAUCCAGCAUCCGCGAAGUGCCUGACGAGGAGCGGUUGAUUCUGAUCGUCCCCAGCGACAGUGAGCUGACGGACAUUAAAGAGGAACCAUCAUCCUGUGGCGAAGAAGAGGAUGUCGAGUUAAGUCGGGCGUCCGAACAGGACGAUCUCGUGCCGGUUGGCAGUGAGCUGAUCAGUCCAGCGUCGGAUCUCGACAGGAGACCGACUCCCGUGCCUCCCAUUCUUCAGGAGCCGGAGGAUAAAUCCCUCUCUAUAGCCAUCACUAGCACCAGCCAGCUGUCACCAAUCCCAGAUAUUACCAAGUACGUUAGCAUGUCCACGAUCAGCCCGCUCAAGACGCCGUCCUCGCUGAUGGAUUACUCGGACUACCUGGCGAAUAUACCAACCGACAGCACAGUGACUGUCGAACCCAGCAGGAGUGUCGCCAAGGUGGAGGCACAGGAUACGCCAGCGGCGUUCAAAGUCAGUGACGAAGGAGUCACGAACGAGCUGUUUGAGCGCAUCAACGUUGGUGCUGCCGAGCGUCCUAGCAAGCUGGAUCUGAACGUGAUCAAGGAGCGUAAGGUGAGCGAAUCGCUUGUCACUACCACCGAAAGUGUUUUGGACAGGAGUGAUGCCACCUCGAAACUGGACAACUAUAGCUUUACCAAUAUCUCCAACCGGUCAUCGAUGUCGUCGUCGUUCGUGCUGGAAUUGCCAAUCAAAACUAGUCUGCAGCAGGACAGCCCACUGCUUCCACCGAGCGUUGAUCUUUCCGCGGUGGUACCACCGGUCGAACCAACUAAGCAACCCAAGUAUCGCAUCGCUGACGCUCCAAGCACCCCUACGCCGCAGGAGGAACAGGGUCCUGAAAGUCCGGAGGACGUCGAACGGUACCUUGCCAAUCGGGUAAAGUUUCUCAAAGAGAAGUCCUUCUCGAUGGACGACCCGAUCAAGAUCGAGGAGCUACCACCCGAAGAUAUCACAAAGCGGUCCGCCUCGGAGGGCCUUGUAGCGGUGGACGCGAAUGCGCUCAAGAGUGACAAGAUGCUAGAGAUUAUCAAGGAGAACUCGCUAAUUCUCGGCCGGAUAGUACGGAAGGGGCGUGAUCAGGACGAACAGCGUACCGAUCGACUGAUUAAAGAGGACGCCUCGGAGAUGCUGAUCAAAACGAUUGAGCAGUUGCCAAGCUUGCAUCUGGACGAAGAAUCGCUAGAUAUCCGGAUUAGCCAUAGCGUAGAAGAAAUGUUGGAAAAAACGCAACCUGCAGACACCCGGCCUGCAGUCUCGCCGUAUAGGGUAAAGUUCGAGGAGGACAUACCGGUGCCUCCCGAGGAAACAGUCGUGAGUGACGAUAUCAAAUCCAAAACGGAUCUGCUGAUCCAACGAACUGAAGAGCAGCUAGCAAGGUUUGCACCACCCGAACCGACUUACUACGUUCGCAAGGAUAACUUCCGGGAAAUUAUAACGCCAGAGGAGGAAAAGGUGGAUCCUCUACCAAGAGAAGCACCAGAACCUGCUCCACCGACGACGAUGCCAGCGGUAACGAAACCAACAUCUCCACCACCUGCACCAAUACCCUUACCUGCACCGAAAUCACCUCCGGCAAACAUCACCCUGCCAGAGCCGGAGGUGGAACCGCUUAACCUUAGCUUUAACGCCAUCGAUACGAGGGCGGUGUCUUCCAAGACGGAGGAAUUGAUCAAGAAAACGGAGGAACAACUAGCGCGCUUUCGUACGCACGACAAGAAGCUGAUCGACAAGUUGGAAAAGCGGCUUUCGCUGAUCGACAUGAAACUAACCGACGAAAUGGCCACUCCCUCGGUGACUUCAGUGGCCUCGAGUAAGACGGAGGAGAUUCUGAAGAAAUCUGAGGAACAAAUCUCACGCCUGCUGGCACGAAAGUCGCCCACCCGGUUCAAACUGGACAGCGACCUCGCCGACCUGAAACCAAUCAGCCUGAAGACGGAGGAGUUGAUCAAGAAAACGGACGAACAGUUGGCCCGGUUCAAGGCGGCAGCGGAGAGUACGGCCGAGAAGCGCAAGAGCCGGCACGAGAUCGACGAGCUGCUAAAGCCGGCGGACGGUGGGGGUGAGAAAAUACUGAGCCGUUCGUGUGAGUCCAUCCGUAGCGAGUCGUUCACGGACAAGGACCCGGAGGAGGCUGGCAUCAUUCGGCACGCACAGGAAGAGAUCUUGCGUACGAUCCGGAUCCCGGAGGAGGUACGUACCUCGAAAACGGACGAACUUAUCAAAGGCAUCGAGGAUGGCAAGAUCAAGGUCGGUGACGACUACAUUACGACGAUCAAGACGAUCGACUACCUGAAGCGUUCGAAUGCGAACAUGCUAGCAACGCUAUCGUCGAUCGAAAGCUCGAUCAAAGCGAUCGACGGCUACUGCGAUUACGAAUCAGACAUUCAGUCGGAUCGCAUCAGCGAUACGAUCGACAAUCUGGAAAAAUCACUUAAGCAAUUCGAGAACCACAGCGUGACAACUUCGGCAGUCAGCAGCAGUACCACCUCGAGCGUCACCAGCACGGUGACGAAUUGCUGUACGACUGAACCACCGCUGGUGAUGGUCCACGACUAUUCCACCACGCACGAGGGACGCUGUCGGCCGACUUCCUGUAACCGACCGAGUAGGCCUCGCAAACGAAAGGAGUACUCGCCCCGCCGGCGGAAGGACAAAGAUCGCGAUGGAGACAAGAGUGGAAGUGUGCGGCCGCGCGGCAAGGACCACAGCAGCGACUACUCCUCGGACAAUCAGUCGCUCGAUCGCGAUCGCGAGUCACCCAAGACGUAUACGUACGCCUCGUACUACAGUCAUUCACCCCCCAUAUCUCCCCGGCUGGUGUCGCCGGCUCGAAAGCUUCCCGAACCAAACGUCCGGCCAACGACACUCAAGAGCACCUCACAUGAUCGCUACACACUGAACCUUCAGCGAGACAGCACUGGUCCGCUGACAAAGUUCGACAAGUCACCAUCAUCGCCGGUCAUCACCAAGGCCUACCUAGAGUCACUGAAGCCAGCUACGCCCGUCGCUUCCGGCCGCACAACCCGAUCGGCAGAAAACUCACCCCCGUACAACCCUGCUCAGCCGCAAAACCCCUCCCUAUCGCCAACGACUUCGGCCAGCAUCGUCGGCCGAUACCCGGGGUCGCUACGCAACGCCACCUACCACGACAGCGAGCCGCACUCGCACAUCAAAAGCUGCGAGAAUAUCCUGAUGCGGUUCGACUACGAGCGGAUCUCCGCCAUAGCGGCCAGCUUCCCGAUUAGCAGCGCCCUCUCACCGUCGCCCACGAAGUACAGCAGCCUUGACUUCCAGCAGGACACUGGGCUUAACCUUGGGCUGGCCGCGUCACCCAACAAAAAGUCUCUACACUAA
This is a messenger RNA of Anopheles coustani, 5346 nucleotides long. RefSeq lists its product as uncharacterized. Gene Ontology annotation, cellular component: endoplasmic reticulum. The record is from RefSeq and is a predicted model, not a curated record. Bases 1 to 5346 code for a protein of 1781 amino acids. The transcript is spliced from 5 exons. NCBI's taxonomy places the organism in Eukaryota, Metazoa, Arthropoda, Insecta, Diptera, Culicidae.